UCACGGCAAUCACCUGCAACACCCGUCUCGGCUGGCUUAAGGCACAGCACAGCCAUCAUGUCAUCACACCAGGCGCUCCAGGGGCACCUGUGGUGUGGCAUCUUUACCGGAGUAACCACACCACGGCGGCGGAAGAGGAGGAAGGUUACUCCGGUUACCCUGCGGUUGCCCAUACGUCUGCCAGCCACACCAUUGCAACCCCCGCAAUUCGAGUUCCCACCUUCGGUCCAACGCCACUUGCCCCAAGCAAUUGCAGACAUGGUUGGCGAGAGCUCCGGCGAUGAAGACGGGCAGCAGCAGCAGCCGCAGAGAGGGCUUUCAACCGCGGACAGGGGUCUGCAGCGCCCGUUGAACCUCCCCGCUCCCAUCCCUUUCCUUUUUCCCAGCACACCGGGUGGAUCCCUGGUGCUUGAGCCCCCGCCACCACCACCAGUUCAACGACCCAGCCCGCAAACACAUGCCAGCACCAAGGUUUUGCUUCACCGAAUCCAUAAUCAAAAUCAAGCUCAAAGGGAGCGCCUGACAACGUUCAUCGGCAAUGUUCACAUCCUUGCGCGCCACACCACCUUCUUUCUCAAGUACUACCUUGCUGAUCAUCCUCUACACGAUUUCCCGGACAUCACCGACAAGCACAUCAGUGUGAUAUUUGAGCUGCUAAACAAUCCAGGCUACAAUGGCAAUCCAGUCAUCGCGCAAGAGUUGCGUCUGUGGGUUCAAGACUACUGUGAUGUUCACGGAUUCGCCCCCAUCCGCAUGCGAAAUUGCCAACAGACCGCAGCGUACACGGCUACGAGCAUCCUCACAAACCUCAAAGUUAACUCAACCGAGCGCAGCGGCGACGCUAUUAUCGGCGUGUCCGUCAGUUUACAAAGUAUGCGACAUUUGAAGAGAUUUCCAACCGAAGAGGAGUUUGCCCGCCUCACACGACUUGAGCGGACUGUCCUCGACGAGUUAUGGGCUCUGUUUCCUCCCCAGGAUGAACCGUUUGCAUACAGCCUUGCGGUGGACGCAAUGCCAUAUUUAGGUGCCUAUUGUGAGCUCUCAUGCCUCUAUGAGCGCCGUGGAAUGCGGCUGUUUUCCGCUAUCCCGCUGCGCAAAUCUCGAAUCCAGUCAUCUGUUUGGAUCGACACGAAGAUCCUAACCACUCAUAUCCUGGCCUUGGGCUGCCAUCGCAUGGGGAAACUCACCGAUCAACGCAAGCGGGAGCUGUGGGGGCAGUUUCUCAACGUGAAUAAGCUUGGUCUCAAAUUUGAUGGGUCAAUCAGCACAAACGGGUAUUCCGCUACCAUCCACUUCAAGAAGCCAGGGCUCAAGUACGGCCAUCGCGCCCGGAAGCGCAGCAAAGCCCAAAUGCAGGAAGAAGUCAAACAGCUGUAUUUUGAGCACCACAUCGCCGUACUAAGGGAGGCUCCAAACAUCGUCAGCAUUGAUCUGGGCAAGCGUGACCUCUUGUUCUGUCGAGACAUCAAGAAGGAGCGGCCAUUUAGCGGGGAUAGCGGCGACAGCGGGGAUAGCGGCGACAGCGGGGAUAGCGGCGACAGCGGGGAUAGCGGCAACAGCGGGGACAGCGGGGACAGCGGGGAUAGCGGCGACAGCGGCAACAGCGGCAACAGCGGGGAUAGCGGCGACAGCGGGGACAGCGGGAAUAGCGGCGACAGCGGCGACAGCGGCGACAGCGGGGAUAGCGGGGAUAGCGGGGAUAGCAGGGCAGUAGUAAUCUCAGAAUGCACCACCCCAUCAGAUACACAUCCAAUCAACGGGCGGUCAAGACAAAAUCCCGCCCUGGAUGAGUUUUACCAGAAUGCGAUUCACGUAGCUCACAGAUUCAAGGCGUUCUCACUGCGGCAAAAGUCUGAGACCAAGCUCAUCAAGAACAUGCGACGCCUGUAUGGAAAGCAUUUUGCGGUCAUCUUGGGUGAUUGGAGCGACGCUGGAAAAACCAUGCGCUUUCAGGAGUCAUCAAACACCAAGGGGUGAGUGACCAUCAUUGUUUUUUAUGUAUUUUAAUAUGCUAACUCAUCAUCAUGGAAAUCAGAUUCCGCACACUCUUUGCAAGAAACAGCAUCCCAUGCUACUUGCUAGAUGAGUAUCGAACGUCUUCCGUGUGCCCAGACUGCCACGGGCGUGUGAAGAAAAACAUCUG
Fimicolochytrium jonesii is the source of this 2143-nucleotide messenger RNA. RefSeq lists its product as uncharacterized. The transcript is spliced from 7 exons. NCBI's taxonomy places the organism in Eukaryota, Fungi, Chytridiomycota, Chytridiomycetes, Spizellomycetales, Powellomycetaceae. Bases 58 to 1977 code for a protein of 639 amino acids. The record is from RefSeq and is a predicted model, not a curated record.